AUGGACUUCUUUGCGACAGGCGGAUUCCAGCAGCUUUACAGCGACUUGGACGAGGAGCCGCUGGCCGGCGGCGAUGCGCUGCUCAAUAAUGCCGCCAGUGUCGUGGACUUUGAGUGCCCCUAUGCCAUCGAUAACAUGGAUAAUAACAUGGAUAACCAUCUGGACUUGGAGGAAUCGGAUUACUAUGGCAUCAUCACGCUGGACAGCAAUAAUAACAACAGCAGUGGCAACAACAAUAUUCACGUGGAGCUGCCGUUCACGGAGGAUCCCUCGUUGUUCAUAGACUUCAGUGAUCUGACCGUCUGUCCGCCGGAUUUGAGUGACUGGGAGCAGCGGCUGUUGGACAACUAUGUGGAGAUUCCGGAACUGGUGGACUUUCUGCCUGAGCGGACGCCCCUGUGCACCGAUAACUGUGCGGAUUUUCUGGAGGAGAGCAACAGUAACCUUCGGCUGGCGGCGCCACCGCCUGAUCUUCAGUCGCCCGGCAGUGGUAGUUAUCCCGCCAGUCCCGCGGAUGCCCCAGCCGCCCCUCCUGCCCUCCAGUUGAGCGAGAAUGCCGCCGGCGAAAGGGGCUAUCUGUGCACCUUCGGCAACUGCGAGAAGAUCUAUGCCAAGCCGGCGCACCUGAAGGCCCAUCUGCGGAGGCAUCUGGGCGAGAAGCCCUAUGUCUGCAGCUGGCCGGAGUGCGUCUGGCGGUUCUCCCGAUCCGACGAACUGGCCCGCCACAAGCGCUCCCACUCCGGGGUGAAGCCAUACAAGUGCGACUACUGCUCCAAGUGCUUCGCCAGGUCGGAUCACCUCACCAAGCACCGGAAGGUCCACGAGCGGCGACUGCUGGCCGCCUCCAGAGCGGGCAGACUCAUCUCCGACGACCUCUAUGCCGUGCGACCGGGUCGAAAGCGAAAGAACCAGCUAUAG
Drosophila takahashii is the source of this 918-nucleotide messenger RNA. It is a transcript of the gene Klf15, whose product is annotated as Kruppel-like factor 15. NCBI's taxonomy places the organism in Eukaryota, Metazoa, Arthropoda, Insecta, Diptera, Drosophilidae. The record is from RefSeq and is a predicted model, not a curated record. Gene Ontology annotation, molecular function: RNA polymerase II cis-regulatory region sequence-specific DNA binding; DNA-binding transcription factor activity, RNA polymerase II-specific. Gene Ontology annotation, biological process: regulation of transcription by RNA polymerase II.